This is a messenger RNA of Penicillium verrucosum, 1143 nucleotides long. RefSeq names its product PHD finger domain-containing protein. The record is from RefSeq and is a predicted model, not a curated record. Lineage: Eukaryota; Fungi; Ascomycota; Eurotiomycetes; Eurotiales; Aspergillaceae. The annotation marks the transcript as partial. The transcript has 7 exons.
AUGGGGUGUAGAGGGCUCUGGAACUUACACAUCAAUGGGAAAUGGUACCGCUUGUAUCACCCUCGAGGGCGGAUAAGUCCCCCUGACGAUGAGUCGACAUUACGAACAAUCAAACAUCUAUGCGACAAGCCCGACAAUCUUGCGGGAUGGGAACCAGCCCCGUUUCCUAGCCCAAUUCACUCGAUUCUAGAUUACAUAUACACUAUCGAUAUAGAUGCAGUACGGAUGGAUCUCGCCAAGAUCCAUAAGAUAUCUAGGAUAAAUCAUCAUAUGAUACGAAAAGCUGAAUAUAUGUCGAGUGAAUACAUUUGUGAGAGCAAUAAGGCACAAGCAAAGCAAUUCGAGACGUUUGAAAUGGAAUAUGGCAUCCCUACACCUAUAAACGAGCUACAGGGGCAAUUCUUUACCGACCUCCGCUUUUAUAUCGAUGACCCUUCGAUAUGGAGAUACAAUUCUCCUAUAUUUAGGGAUUUUGAGGUAUCUUUCGAAGAUUGCAACGUUGAGCUUCCAAUCUCUUUCGCGUCCCUUCCCCUUUGGAGCUACCCCGACGCGGACGAUGACCUCGAAUCCAUAGCUAUAAUAAACGGAGCUGUCUCAAAAGCUAGAUCAUACAUUGGCAACUCUCGGCUCACGUAUAACGACGUUCGCUUAAUUGUUAUUUCACCACGAUAUCUCGUUUUCGUGGAGCUUUCUCGCGAGGUUGUUUUGGCCUCUAGGAGCCUAGUAUUGCUUUCCAACUAUUCAGCAACCCAAUGUUCAUCUAGAUUCCGCGCUCUAGCCCGGAAGAAGCCUCGCGCCCAUAGGGAGAAGUGGCGUAUCAACGUGCCGCCUGAGAUUGUUCAGAUGAUUCUUUAUAAACUGGAACCACGAGAUGCCGUAGCAUUCUCGCAGGCAUCCUUCGCUGCUGAGCAAUGCUACUAUACUUCAGAAUCCCAGUUCAAGAACAUUGACGUGCAAAGUUUUAAGUCCUCUAUACCUUGCUGCGGCAAGCGCACUGGACUAGAGACGCACGGUAUUUGUUGUUCUGAAUGCCAUGUUUGGCAACACCUGGAAUGUGUCGGUCUAGAAAAUGAUUCUUCCGACUAUCGGUACGUUUGUAUGGGCUGCCAUGGAAGAGCCCACAUGGUACUUGAUCCUGGCAGG